This is a messenger RNA of Scaptodrosophila lebanonensis, 3754 nucleotides long. It is a transcript of the gene Taf2, whose product is annotated as transcription initiation factor TFIID subunit 2. The transcript is spliced from 8 exons. Gene Ontology annotation, cellular component: transcription factor TFIID complex. Bases 33 to 3650 code for a protein of 1205 amino acids. Lineage: Eukaryota; Metazoa; Arthropoda; Insecta; Diptera; Drosophilidae. The record is from RefSeq and is a predicted model, not a curated record. Gene Ontology annotation, biological process: transcription initiation at RNA polymerase II promoter. Gene Ontology annotation, molecular function: transcription cis-regulatory region binding; RNA polymerase II general transcription initiation factor activity; chromatin binding.
AAAUUAGCCAAAAUCAAGCCGGCAAUAUAGCAAUGGAAGCUCUGCCUGAAUUGCCGGACGCGCCGCUACGCCCAUUUAAAUUGGCGCACCAGGUUGUGAGUCUCACGGGCAUCAGUUUUGAGAGGCGCAGCAUUAUUGGCAUGGUAGAGCUGACCAUAGUUCCAAACAGCGAAAGUUUGCGUCUCAUACGUCUAAACGCGAAGCAGUUGCGUAUUUAUAGUGUGGUGCUGAAUGAUGUCUGCAAUGCCGAAUUUGUUUACUUCGAUCCGUUUCAAGAUAUAUGCCAUAAGGAUCCCAAAACUCGUUCGUUGGAUGUAUAUUCGACGCAUCAUUUGGCGGCCGCUCAAAUCACAGAUCCGGACGUGAACAACGGAGAGCUGCUUAUCCAAGUGCCACCAGAUGGUUACUCACUGAUACAAGAGGGACGCGGCCUGCGCAUUCGCAUCGAAUUUUCGCUUGAAAAUCCUAAAAGCGGCAUCCACUUUGUCAUACCACCUACAUCUUCCGAUGAGGAGACGCAAGUCAAUUUUGCACAUAUGUACACUAAUUGCUAUGAAAAUUCGACGCGUUUGUGGUUUCCCUGCGUCGAUAGCUUUGCUGAUCCCUGUACGUGGCGUUUGGAAUUCACGGUGGAUAAAAAUCUGACAGCCAUUUCGUGUGGUGAACUUGUGGAGGUUAUCAUGACGCCAGAUUUGCGCAGGAAAACGUUUCAUUACACAGUGACGACGCCAGUGUGCGCGCCGAAUAUCGCGCUGGCUGUGGGACCCUUCGAGAUCUAUGUGGACCCUCACAUGCACGAAGUCACUCACUUUUGUCUGCCACAACUCUUGCCGCUGCUGAAGAACACAGUGCGCUAUUUGCAUGAGGCUUUUGAGUUCUUUGAGGAGACGCUAUCCACUCGCUAUCCGUUCUCUUGCUACAAACAGGUGUUUGUAGACGAAUUGGACACAGACAUCAGCGCGUACGCCACACUGAGCAUAGCAUCGGUGAAUCUACUGCACUCCAUAGCCAUCAUCGAUCAGACGUAUGUGUCGCGCACAUUUAUGUCGCGCGCCGUGGCUGAGCAAUUCUUUGGCUGUUUCAUCACAUCGCAUCACUGGUCGGACACCUGGCUGGCCAAGGGAAUUGCCGAAUACCUUUGCGGGCUCUACUCCCGCAAAUGCUUCGGCAACAACGAAUAUCGUGAAUGGGUUCAAUCUGAGUUGGCACGUGUGGUCAAAUAUGAGGAGCAGUAUGGCGGCAUUAUACUCGAUUGUAGUCAGCCGCCAGCCCCGUUGCCAGUGUCGAGCACAAAUCCGGCGGCAGCUGCCAGCAAACAGCAGGAAAUUGUUCACUAUUUCCCCGUCAAGAGCUUACACACCGUUUCGCCCAAAUAUGUGGAGGCAAUGCGUCGCAAGGCGCAUUUGGUUAUACGCAUGUUAGAGCAUCGCAUUGGUGCCGAACUGCUCAUUCAAGUGUUUAAUAAGCAACUAGCUCUAGCAACCAAUGCAGCAUCGACCAAAAUAGGCGCCGGUCUCUGGUCUCAGUUGCUGAUAUCAACGAAUAUUUUCAUCAAGGCCAUUUUCACGGUGACGGGCAAGGAUAUGUCCGUGUUUAUGGACCAGUGGGUGCGCACAGGCGGUCAUGCAAAAUUCUCGCUCACAUCAGUCUUCAAUCGUAAACGUAACACCAUUGAGUUGGAAAUACGACAGGACUUUGUGAAUCAACGAGGUGUGCGCAAAUAUAAUGGACCCCUUUUGGUGCAGCUGCAGGAGUUGGACGGUACCUUCAAGCACACAUUGCAGAUUGAGAAUACCUUGGUUAAGGCGGACAUCACAUGCCACUCGAAGAGCAGACGCAAUAAAAAGAAGAAAAUCCCCUUAUGCACUGGCGAGGAAGUGGACAUGGAUCUAUCUGCCAUGGACGACUCACCUGUGUUGUGGAUACGCCUGGAUCCGGAGAUGAUAUUGCUACGCGAUCUUAACAUCGAGCAGCCGGACUUUCAGUGGCAAUAUCAGUUGCGCCACGAACGCGAUGUUACGGCACAGUUUGAGGCCAUCAAGGCGCUGCAAAAGUAUCCCACAAUAUCCACGCGUACUGCUUUAACGGACACCAUCGAGAAUGAACGAUGCUUCUAUAAGGUGCGCUGCCAGGCCGCUCAUUGCCUCACCAAAGUGGCCAAUCAAAUGGUCGCCUCUUGGAGCGGUCCGCCAGCCAUGCUGAACAUAUUCCGCAAAUUCUUUGGCUCCUUCAGUGCUCCGCACAUCAUUAAGCUGAAUAAUUUCUCGAAUUUUCAGUUGUACUUUUUGCAGAAGGCCAUUCCCGUGGCCAUGGCAGGUCUGCGUACCUCACAUGGCAUUUGCCCGCCGGAGGUAAUGCGUUUUCUCUUCGACCUGUUCAAGUACAAUGAGAAUUCGCGCAAUCUCUAUACAGAUGCAUAUUACCGGGCUGCUUUGGUGGAAGCCUUGGGCGAGACUCUGACGCCUGUGGUUUCUGUGGCUAUGCAUGGCACGCAGAUUACUACGGAUAGCCUAUCCACUGAUGCUAAACUGGUGCUUGACGAAGUGACGCGUCUGCUCAACUUGGAGAAAUAUCUGCCCUCCUACAAGUACCUGGUCUCUGUUUCCUGCCUUAAAGUCAUACGCAAGCUGCAGAAAUUCGGUCAUCUGCCCUCCUUGCCUCACAUUUAUCGCAGCUAUGCGGCAUAUGGCAUAUUUCUGGACCUGCGCAUAGCGGCCAUGGAGUGUUUGGUUGACUUUGUGAAGGUCGACGGACGUAGCGAGGAUUUGGAACAUUUGAUAACAUUGCUCGAAACAGAUCCAGAUCCGGCAGCACGUCACGCUCUGGCUCAACUGCUUAUAGAUAAUCCGCCGUUUACGCGUGAGGCACGCAGUCGGCUGGACAAACCGAGUCUGGUGGAUCGUCUCUGGGCAAGCAUCAAUACGCUGGCCUAUGAUACAAAGCUACGCUGCGAUACUGUCGAUCUGUAUUACGCUCUAUACGGCAGCAAGAAACCAAAUUGCUUACAGGCCUCAGAGAAUCAAAACUUCUACAAGGAUCUGAUGAAGGAUACGAGCUCGUUCAAGAAGAGUAGCGGCGACGUCAAACCCGCAGUGUCAGAGAAUGAGGAGGAACGUAAACCAUCAAUGGUCACCAUAAAGCGCACGGCGACCGAAGCAUUCGAGGUGGGCGACGAAAUCAUAAAGCUGGAACGAAGCGAGGAGGUAACCGUCAUGAAUGAACCGAUCGAAGUCGAGGCCUUUAAGAGUGAAACCAAAUUGAAUAUAAUCGACGCGGCUGAGGCCGAGCCAGAGGAUCAUGUGGCCAAGCGAGUAAAAACCGAGGUCUAUGUAGAAGAUGAUAACUCGAUGUCGUUUGUGGAUGUCGGCGAAGUCACACGCUACGCCAGCAGCUAUGAGUCCAACAAAAUGGACAGCGAAGGCAAACUUAAAAUGGAUGGGUCGUCAAAGAAAAAGAAGAAGAAGGACAAAAAGAAGCACAAGCAUAAGCACAAGCACAAACAUAACAAGGAGAAGGAUCGUGAGCGCAAGGAGAAGGAGCGACGGGAUCCGCAUCUCUCAAGAUUGCAGACCAAGGAGGCAACACCAGAGACCCUCAGCUCCGCUGAUAGUAGUAAUAGUAACAGUAAUCCACCGCUGGUCUUGAACUGAGUGCAAGUCCUGCGAUGUAUAUACUUAUUAUUGUGUGUAUAAUUUAAUUUAAGUUUAAUGCGAAACGUGCGAAAUGUACAGCAACAUCUUUACAAUACUUAACA